CCGCUCCGGCGCUUCUAUAUCAUUGGUCCCAUUGCCUCAGUUUGAUAAUGAGAUCAUUUUGGCGGCAAUUUGUUUUCUUUGGAUGAGGCAGUGGUAACGAUGAACACUCUUCCGUCAUUUUUUCGGCAGCUGUGUGAUAAACCAAGCUCAAAAGAAAUAAAGUGUAUGCAAUGGAGUCCAAAGAGUGAUCUGAUCGCCAUUAUAACAGCUGAAGGCGAGGUUCGGUUACAUAGACUCUAUUGGGCAAAGGUAUGGAGCUAUAGCGAAAAAGGAUGUACCUUCUCAGCACUAACUUGGAAACCGGAUGGAAAAGUUCUAGCAGUGGGUGAUGAAAGUGGAUCAGUAAGGCUACUUGAAGUCGAGAAUUGCUCUGUCAUGCAUCAGAAUGAUCUUGCAGCACCAAUUACGUCAAUGGAAUGGUUUGAAUCACAAGAUGGCAACAUGUCAGUUUUGGUUGUUGGAACUAAGAGUGGACACAUUGAAUUAUUUGUCAAUGGCACAUUCAAACUCAUCUCAAUUUUCACGAGCCAGUGCAUCUGUGAUGUCAACAUGUCCAGAGAUUUAGGAAUUUUGACAUCAGUGUCAUCCUCAGAAAGAAGUGACUCUCAGCAAGCCAACAAAUUUUCUUUGUAUAAACUAGAUCUACUCUCAUCACGAUCAAACGAAAUAAAGGUGCUUUCCAAAAAGUAUGAAGAAAUGUAUAGUUUGCUUCAGAAACUCGAUGCUGAGCUGAAAGAAGUUUCUGAACUCUGGGAAAAUAAUUUACAAAAAGUUAGCUCAAAGUUUGACAAAUUGGCUGAGAUCUUGCCUGACGAUACCAGUAUUUUGAAUGAAUUUCUGAUACUUUUUUCAUGCGGUGUUUUGAGGCCUGAGCUGCAGUCUUUUCUUGUCAAUGAACUGACAAUGAAGGGUUUACGGAAACUUGGUACAGACAUCAAUGCAUCUUAUGCCGAUAUUGAAACUCAUGUCAAUGACAAUGUGGAAUCUUUAUGCAAUCAGUUAUCCAUGAUGUUAUCUGAACUUCUUGGAAUGGCUCGUUGGUACGAGAAAUUUGGCCUUUUAGGACUGUGUGAAUCAAAGCUCCAAGAAUGUACACGAUACUUUGGCUCCUUUAUGUUGAAAAUCAAAGAGCUGCUCAGUGUGAUGGACGAGGAUAUAGUGAGGCUUGGUGCUUUUUUCAAAUGGUUGUCAGGAGUGAUGUACCGGAUAUCAGACGAGACUGUUCCAGCGAUGUUCAAAGAGUUUAGUGAAGAAGAAAACUCACGUAUCCUUGAGUUCUUGCAAACACAUUUGGUCAAGAGUAAAGAUGAACAGUCAUUCCACUUAGAACGGUUUAGAAGAAGAAUUGAAAAACCAACUCCGUGGUACCGAUUUGUCGAAUCAACACCAAGCCUUAGAGAGAAUUUUGUGGUCAUUCCAUCGGAGAAAGAUGCAUCCUUGGUUGAAAUGGCUGACAAGCUUCGAAAGGGUAUCGAUAAAAUUUUUGAGAAUGUUACGACAACGGCAACAGAAUCGUUUUGUUGUCAAGAUGGCUCAAUAAUUACAUCGUUUGGCGAACACAAAGAAAUUUGCUCUCGGAGGUUUUCAUGGAAAAAUGGACAAAAGGAUACAUUUCUAUGCGCUUUGCCUUGCACUUGCAACUCUGAUACCUUUUACAUAAUAGAGAUGGAUACCGGGAACCCAGUCAAUUUGCCGGUCCUCACUUUGUCAAUCGAUGUUAACAAAAUCCCAAAUCAGAGCAGAACUGACUGCCAAUCAACAGUGAUCUUAGAUGCACACUUUUACAGUGAAAAUUCCAUCGCGUUAAUCCUAGAAGGCACUGGCAGCUCAGAACCGGUCCGGAUAUUAGCCUUGCUACAGCUGCCGCACGUCUCGGCUGCCGAUUAUCACCGUUGCUCACUGGAAAACCUUCAGCAUUUGUCAGCUACAGAUGUUUCAACGUAUAUUACAAAAUGGAGGCACACCGAAUCAUUCGAUCCAGUUAUCAUGACGGCCAGCUGUACAAGAAAAGUUUCUUGCUUGUUAUCUAAAAACAGAAGACGUGUACAGAUUUAUGAUAUGGAUGCGGAGGAAGAGGAAGAAGCAGAUGAGUCGGACGAAGAAAGUAAUAUAGAUGAAAAUUAAUGGCAACGCGAGUGCAUCAAAACAGCGUAUUUUUUAACUUAACUUUCAACUUUUAGCUGGCUGCUUAAAAAGUGACAAAGUGGUAACAAAUUACAGGUUUAUUUGUACGCAAAUCAAUAGUCAUCCGUGUUAUCGAAAUCUGUCAACAGUGUAUCUGAAAUCUUCUUCUUGAGACGAAGAGUUGUCUAAAAACAAAAGAUUAAAACAGCUAAUGAUAAUUUUGAAACUUAAUUAGAUUUUGUUUCUUUGAGAACAAGUGCUCAUCCUGUUUCCAAAGGAAAAGGAAAAGAUUGUUAUAUGCAGUCCUUGAAAUUGCAUUUUAAUUGUAAUGGAAUUGCACUGUACAUGUAUUGAAAUUGCAUUUUAAUUGUAAUGGAAUUGCACUGUACAUGUAUUGAAAUUGCAUUUUCAUUGUAAUGGAAUUGCACUGUACAUGUAUUGAAAUUGCAUUUUCAUUGUAAUGGAAUUGCACUGUACAUGUAUUGAAAUUGCAUUUUCAUUGUAAUGGAAUUGCACUGUACAUGUAUUGAAAUUGCAUUUUCAUUGUAAUGGAAUUGCACUGUACAUGUAUUGAAAUUGCAUUUUCAUUGUAAUGGAAUUGCACUGUACAUGUAUUGAAAUUGCAUUUUCAUUGUAAUGGAAUUGCACUGUACAUGUAUUGAAAUUGCAUUUUCAUUGUAAUGGAAUUGCACUGUACAUGUAUUGAAAUUGCAUUUUAACUGUAAUGGAAUUGCACUGUACAUGUAUUGAAAUUGCAUUUUAAUUGUAUUUUAUUGUAAUUUAAUUGCAUUUUGAUUGCACUGUAAGGGUGUUUUAUUCUGUUUUGUGGUCUUGUAUUUUCUUGUAUGUUUUGUAUUGCUUUCAAUCUAUUGUAUUGCAUUAUAACUUCGCUGUAAUUUCAAUUUAAUUACGUAAAAAUUAUAU
This is a messenger RNA of Rhopilema esculentum, 3048 nucleotides long. RefSeq names its product anaphase-promoting complex subunit 4. The record is from RefSeq and is a predicted model, not a curated record. Gene Ontology annotation, molecular function: protein binding. NCBI's taxonomy places the organism in Eukaryota, Metazoa, Cnidaria, Scyphozoa, Rhizostomeae, Rhizostomatidae. Gene Ontology annotation, biological process: anaphase-promoting complex-dependent catabolic process; protein K11-linked ubiquitination. Gene Ontology annotation, cellular component: anaphase-promoting complex; nuclear periphery.